AUGUCUUUUGGAGCGCCUCACUCGAGGCACUCGCCAAAGAGGAGAAAAUUAAGUCAUAGCUCAAACGGAUCUGCUGACGGAGAGCGCGACGAUGGCAGUACAGCAAAAGGCCAUACAGUGUUAAAGAAGCCCAAGAACAAAGCCAUCAGCAUACCGGCUAAUGGAACAAACAAAUCAUCCAUCCUGGCUUUGCAAGUCGCAGACUUGAUUGCAGAAGCCACACCAAACUAUGAUCGAUCGAAUGCCAAAUGGACGGGAGUCUCCAACAGGCUGCAAAGUAUCAUCAAGCGUAUCAAGCCACGCUCCCCAGUGUCUGCGCUUGACGCUGUAAAGUCUCUCCGCAAGGAGAGCAUCAGGAUACCGUUUUCCGAACCACGACCUUCAAAGGACACCAAGUACAAGUUCGAGUUCACGGCCCCAGAAGAAAUUGUGGUCGGCGGGGCAUUGUCGCUGAAGUUGAGCGUCAAUGGCGACAAUGUGGUUCAGCUUACAACUAUAAUGCCACCCGAAUUACUCCAGGAGAAGGACUAUCUCAACAACCGUGCACCUCAAAAAGCUGCUUAUUAUCUGGCUUGCAUUGCUGCCGGUGUCAAAGAAGCUGCAGGCUCAGAAUUCGAGAUGUCCUUCGCUUAUCUCCACGGGGUAGAUUAUCUCCCUGUUCUGAGUCUGGCGCCCAAAGACAAAUCCUUGUCAAAAGUCAAGCUCCACGUGGCAGCGGGCUUUCCAAAUGACUCAAUACCGAUAGCAAAGACACUACCAUCAAAGAACAAUCUCAGACACGACACAAGUGAUUCGUUGGAGACCCCGACGCCGUUCUACAACAGCAGCAUACGGUACGCAGCGUCAACAAGUACUUUCAGCGAGAUGAUCAGGGCCGCAAAGAGCGCUUCAUUCGAUGACGCGUGCCGACUAGGGCAAGUCUGGCUACAGAGACUGGGCUUUGGCAGCUCGAUUGAAUCCGGUGGCUUCGGAUUCCUCGAGUGGAGUGUGACCUGUGCCUUGUUUCUUCGGACGGGGGGUCAUCGAGGUCUCCCCUUAUUUUCAAAACAGUACAGCAGUCUGCAAUUCUUCAAGGCGAUGCUUCAGAUUCUUGCGACUCGAGACUUUCGCGACCCAAUGAUUCUUAACGACGCAUCUAUCAGUAUACCAAAAUCAGAGGCACCGGUUCUUUUCGAUGCCAACACAGGUGUCAAUAUCCUGUACAAGAUGACCCCAUGGUCCUACCAAACUCUCCAACAUCAUGCUCGGGUUUCUUUGGCCGCAGUCAAUGCGCGGAACCAGGACAACUUUGAUGAGACAUUUGUUCUCAACACGGUUAUCCCUGUCGUUCAGUACGACGAGAUUUUCCGCGUCACGAUCCCUGCAAAGAACAUCGCCACGACUACAGAACUGCGCCAGCAUCUGUCGAAGAUGCACAGCAUUCUAGUGCGCGGUCUGGGGGACCGCGUGAGCCUCGCCAAUUUCAGCUUCCUGGUGGCUACGGACUGGCCGUUGAACCACGAUCCUGCCUCUACAAAUGGUGAUCUAGAUAUAGAAGUCCAACUCCUCACCAAUCCUGAUGCUGUGGCACGCCUUGUCGACCAUGGGCCUUCUGCCGAUGAACAAGAUCUGGCCGCAGAAUACCGAGCGUUCUGGGGGGAAAAGGCCGAACUCCGUCGAUUCAAAGACGGCUCAAUAUCCGAAGCACUCGUCUGGAAGCCAUCGAUACCCGUCACGCAUCAAAUUAUUUCCCAUCUCCUCGGUUUACAUUUCAAGCUUCCGCCGAGCUCCAUCUCUUCUCUCACACCGAGUCUCGAUGCGGUGUUCCUCCCUGAUGAAUCCAACCUUGGGCCAAAGGACGCAUUUCGCGUUAUCAGCAACGCUUUCCAGACACUCAGCUCAACGCUUCACCACCUCCAAGACUUACCGUUGCCAAUUCGCUCUAUUUCUCCGACUGAUACUGCGCUACGAUCCGCUAGUGUAGGCAACCCUCUUCUCCCGUCCACAGCCAAGCCAAUCGACUUUCUCAUACAAUUCGACAGUUCGACGCGCUGGCCGGAUUCCCUGCCUGCCAUACAGCACACAAAGAUUGCUUUCCUGCUUAAACUAGGCGAACUUCUCAUUGCCCAGGACUCCAGCCUGACGACGCGUGUGGGUCUCGAGAACACACCCUCGGCCACCACAGGCUACCUCAAUACCUCUUUCUUGGACAUCAUAUAUCCCUCUCAAGCACCUGGUCUGAGCGGGAUCUGCUUCCGUGCGAGGAUCUUACAUGAUCGCGAGCUGCAUCUUCUUCAGACCGCAUUGGCUGAUAAGAGUCUUCAUGGUAGCGCAAGGGACGAGCUCGCCUCGGCGUUGAUUGUGUACAAGCGAGAGUUUCUCGCGAAAAGUGCGCACACGAGCGCGGUACGGGCUCUUUGUGCCCGCUUUGCUGCUCUCUCGGGUACGAUGAGACUCCUGAAGCGUUGGGUCGCGAAGCAUUUGUUGCUCGGCGACGGCCACGUGCCGGAGGAAGUGCUCGAGGUCAUCGCGGCGAGCGUGUUCGUGACACCGGCACCCUGGAGUGUGCCAGGAAAUGCGACGACGGGGUUUCUGAGGGCUUUAAGCCGGAUUUCAUGGUGGGACUGGAGUUCGCGACCGCUACUUGUGGAUUUGGGACUCGCGCAGGACUGGACAAAGGAGAGCAUCGACGCCGUCAAAACCAGGUACGAGGCAUGGAGGAAGCUGGACCCCGCUUUGAACAGCGUGGUCUGGUUCGUGGGGACCAACGUGGACGAGACAGGCGUCGUGUGGACACAGGGCGGGAGACCGACGAAGGUGGUGGGCAGUCGCCUGACCGCCCUGGCGAGAGCAGCCGUGGGGGUGCUUGAAAGCAAAGGCACAGGCAUGGGCGGGGACGAUUGGACGGGACUGUUCGAGAGUCCGCUCGGAGACUUUGAUUUCGUCAUUCACGUCAAGCCUGGAGUGGUGAAGGGGGUUCCCGAGAAGACGACGGCCAAGGGCAAAGGCAAGAAGGCACUUCUGAACGGAGCGGGAGGCGACUUCAAGAAUUUGCAGAUCGCAGACGCCUUGGACUCUGAGAGCCUGGGAUACGACCCCGUUGAUCUGUUCGUGCAAGACCUCAACUUCGCCUUCGGUGCGAGCGCCGUGUUCUUCCACGACCGAUACGGGUCCAAGGUCAUCGCGGGCCUGUGGAAGCCGAGUGUCUUGGGACGAAGGGAAUGGCGGGUGAGACUGGGGUGGUCGAGCGUACCUGUGCCUGGUGCUGAUGAUGACGGGGACGACGAAGGACGGAAGAGCAUGUGCGUCCUCAAUAAAGAUGGUAUUCUUGGCGAGAUUGCCAUGCUAGGAGAAGGAGUUGUCAAGGAUAUUACUACCAAAGAGUAA
Molecule: messenger RNA, 3366 nt
Organism: Exophiala spinifera
Lineage: Eukaryota; Fungi; Ascomycota; Eurotiomycetes; Chaetothyriales; Herpotrichiellaceae
Exons: 1
Coding region: 1-3366 (1121 amino acids)
Biological process (GO): tRNA export from nucleus; rRNA processing
Cellular component (GO): small-subunit processome; UTP-C complex; CURI complex
Source: RefSeq, a predicted model, not a curated record